AAACCUGACUCUAAACUCCUAUACACUCCAAAAUCUGAAGAACCGCAAGGAAUCAGAAACAAAUAAGUAGAGAAAUCUUGAUGCGGAUGAUGGAGGUAGUGAGCAGUAAGAAAGAUCUAGAGCUGAAGCACUUAGGGUUUGUGAGGAUAGCUACGAUUCAGAUUUUGGUUUCCGUUUCCAAUCUUUAUGAUUAUGCGAAACGUAACUCCGGGCCUCUGAGAUCUCCCAUUGGAGCUGUUGAGAGCACUGUUAAUGCUGUGGUGAGUCCUGUUUAUGAUAAACUCAAGGGCGUCCCUGAUCAUCUUCUUGUCUUUCUUGAUCACAAGGUAGAUGGAGCAACAGCCAAGUUUGAUAAGCAUGCUCCUCCUGUUGCGAAGCAAGUUGUGAGCCAAGCACACUAUUUGAUUGAGAAAGCUUCAGAAAAGGCGAAAGUACUUGCGAACGAGUUUCAAGCAGGAGGACCCCGCGCUGCUUUGCACUACGUAGCUACAGAGUCUAAGCAUUUGUUCCUCACUGAAUCUGUGAAGGUGUGGGUUAAACUCGACCAGUUUCCCUUUGUCCACAAAGCUGCAGGGGUGGCUGUUCCAGCAGCUGCGCAUUGGUCAGAUAAGUACAACCAUUUCGUCAAGGAGAUGAACCAGAAGGGCUAUACAGUGUUUGGUUACCUGCCUGUGGUUCCGAUUGAGGAGAUCUCCAAGGCAUUCAAGCAAGGUGAGGCAGAGAAGAAAGAAGAUGCAGCUGCACAUAAAGAUUCGAGUUCAUCAGACUCUGAUUAAAAAUAAUGCAUUUCGUGCAAGGGCAUCCUUAGCCUAGUAGCAUGGCUGGUGAAAAUCUGACAGGGUUUGUGGGUGUUGGUUGAAACAUGAACUGCGUGCUAAUAUGUAAAUUAAUUCAGCGGACCCUUUUUCUCAUAUCAAUGGAUGUGAGUUUUUUGUAAUUCCACCUCGUAUCUAUUUUGUAGAUUACAGCACUGUAUUAGAUUAUGUCGUUAGGAUAUGCUCCCCUUUUAUCCAGAAUCCUCUGGCCUGAUGGGUUGGCUCGUUGGACCCUGUUUCGUUUUGCCAUUGUCUUGUUUAAAGCAGUGGGUGCUUGCCUUCCGCCAGAUAUGGUUCUCGUGCGGGAAUAAAGCCUUAAAGUGGAUGUUGCUUCAUGGGUGGUAUGCUUUUACAGUA
Molecule: messenger RNA, 1172 nt
Organism: Populus euphratica (Euphrates poplar)
Lineage: Eukaryota; Viridiplantae; Streptophyta; Magnoliopsida; Malpighiales; Salicaceae
Product: REF/SRPP-like protein At1g67360
Exons: 2
Coding region: 81-776 (231 amino acids)
Source: RefSeq, a predicted model, not a curated record